Molecule: messenger RNA, 8778 nt
Organism: Orycteropus afer afer
Lineage: Eukaryota; Metazoa; Chordata; Mammalia; Tubulidentata; Orycteropodidae
Gene: WDR87
Product: WD repeat domain 87
Exons: 5
Coding region: 1-8778 (2925 amino acids)
Molecular function (GO): protein binding
Source: RefSeq, a predicted model, not a curated record
AUGUCUUCUCCCAGACUCGUUCCCCUGUGGAAGGAUUUCAAAUACCUCAUAAAUGACAUUAUAGAUAAGAGCACGAGUCCUGUAGAUGACUCAAAGAAUGAAGUAGUUGUGCUGAGUGACCGUUCCCAGAUAUUAUUCAAGGAGUCUCGUCAUCCUCAAAAUAUGCCACUUAUAUGCUAUUACCUCAGUGAUGCCAAUUUCUUUGCCUCUCUUUCUUGGGUGUCAUCAAGCACGAAAGAAAUACAGGCUGUAGUAUGGAUGAAGAGCAAAACUGAGGACAUGGUUGAGAAGAGAAUUUUCUCCAUGACUGAACGAUUGCCACCCAUCCAGUCCAUGGUCCAUGCAGGUUCUUUUCACAUCCUUGUUGCCUACUGUGGAGACCUGUGUUUGCGGCUCUUUGGAGACCACUUUCGGGCGUUCAAACCCCUGGGUAUAGUGCCCUGCCGCUUCAACAUCAGCUGCCUCUGCUAUGAUCCAGAAAUGAAGAUGCUUUUGUCAGGUGUCUUUGGAGCCAUAGUCACCUGGAUCAUUGAGCGAAGUGGCAAGGGCCUCCAAAUAGCCCACAUACUUCCCAUGCCUGGUGAUGAGCUUGUCCAGGACAUUAUACUGAAUGGCCCCGACGGCUCCCUCCUAGCCCUGUGUGAGACAGUGGUGAGGGUCCUCGAGCGUCAAGGCUUUGGCCAGCUGGGAGAGAUAAAUAGCUUUAUUUCCACUGGCAGUGGCUCCUUCAUAACCUGCUGCUUCACCUGUUUUGAUCAAGGCCUUCUCUAUGCUGGAAACAAGGCUGGGAAAGUCCAAGCAUGGAACCUUAGCCGAGCCCGCUUCCUGCACAGCUUCAGGGCCCAUUCCUCAUCAGUGAUAUGUAUUCGCAGCCGACCAGAGGCCCACACCCUGCUAACAGCUGGUGGUGAAGGCUUAAUCAAGGAGUGGAACCUUACUUCAGGGAACCUACUGCGGCGGCUAGAACUUGGUGAAGAAUUGCAUCGGCUCCAAUUUAUUGAUAACAUUACAUUCUUCUGCCAGACUACUCAUAGUUUUUCCUUGCGCCGUCUGCCCUGCUUCUAUAGCCUCUUCAAUGUCUGUGGUUCAGCUCCCCUGCAGGUACGUCGAGUCCACUGUGGUGAUAACUGGCACCGGAUCCUGUGUACUACUGAGGACGGCUUGUUGCGCUUUGUGUCCCCACAAACAGGGGAUCUCCUGGUUCUCACCUGGCCCUUCUCAAUUCUGGACCGAGCUGUGGAUUGGGCCUAUGACCCAGAUAGAGAGGAGCUCUUUGUGGCAACAGGCAGCUCAGAGGUGCUGGUAUUUGAUACAACUCGCUGCCCUUGCCCAGCCAAGUAUCUAUUAUGCACCUCACCAAAUUCUCAGGACUUGGUACAGUGUCUGGCUUAUGGGCAUUUCCACCUAGGUCGGGGUCUAGAGGGGUUAAUGUUCUCUGGGCACCAGAGUGGUGUGAUAAGAGUACUUUCCCAGCACAGCUGUUCCCGAAUAGAGAAAUUCAUGCACUUUGGGGCUAUAUUGGCACUCUCUACGCUGUCAGGAGGGGUUUAUGGUGGCCGAGAAAACUCUUUGCUCUGUUCUUAUGGAAUGGAUGACUAUGUACACCUAUCAGAGGCUAUACUUGAGGGGACUAAAGUACGUCUGCGACCUCUUGCCAGCAUUCUUAGCAGCUGCCACCUAACACACCUGCUACUCUUGCCCAAGUCUGUGGGUGCCAUCACAGAGACUAACUGCCUGCGUCUCUGGAAGUUCCAUGAUGUUCUGUCCUCUGAAUCGCAGAAGAGCUCUACAUUCAUAGAGACAUUGCCUCUGCACCAGUGUGCCAUCACAUCCUUUGAUGUCUGCCUGUCCCUGAGUCUUUUUGUCACAGGUGGUAUUGAUGGUUCCGUUCGGAUCUGGGAUUUCCAUGGUAGACUAGUAGCCAUGCUGGACUCAUCAUUGCACUUUGGUCCACUCUGCUUUGCAAAUGAUCGGGGUGACCUGCUUGUUACUUUCAACCAGAGUCUUUAUCUGGUGUCCUGUUUAAAACUGCUUCCUCCAAGCCUGUUGGUUCGCCUUUCCUUUAUGAGCCUAACAGAUGAAAUUGUAGAAGUCCCUAAACCUUUCAUACCAGGCUUCUUCUUCUCCUUUGAGACCAUGUUUGUGCCAAAGUAUGUCUACCUUGGACAAGGGCAACAGGAAUUAGUGGGUCUGGAGACCCUUGUCAAUAGGCGGGCCAUUGCCUUUGACCAUACUGUGCCACAUGUUAUAGAAGAUGAAGAGGAAGGGGGCCCCAUAUUGCUAUCUACCCGCAAACAAGAUUCUUUGCAGAAAGGGGAAACUAAUUUGGUGCAGGUGAGCGAACAAGGUCACCAUUCCCAUUAUGUGAUUCCUCCCCAACUACAGCUGACAGGCUGGGAUGGACUCAACCCCUAUCAGAUAUUGCAAUACUACUUUGGUCAUGGGCGGGAAUGGCCCUUUGCCCCUGAUGGCUACAUCCCCAAUUCAGUGAUUCGUGCCCGUCUUUGGCCAGAGGGAAGCCCAAUAUACCUACAGUGUAGCCUGCAUCCACCCCAGCGGGAAUUGGAAUGGGACAAGACUCAACAAUUCUUUUUCUGGCACAGUAGGGCAAGAGCUGAAAGUGAUGUAGCUGAUCUUCCAAAAGAGAAGGAGGACGAAGACUUCAUAGGAAUGAGAAUGUCCAAGGAUGUAACUUACAGUGUCUUUACAGACACAAUAAACCGUAGUUGGCUGGGAAGAAAGAUGAGUGAAAUAACUAUUAAUAGUCUUAUUGAGACAAUCCUCAGUAUUAUGAUCCAUGCUUCUCCAUUGAAGUUCCAAUACUGUGUUGGUGCACUAGGGCAAAUCUUUGCCUCUUACCAAGUGUCUCCAUCCCUGCGCUCUGAGACAGCACAUCGCCUUCUGGAUGAUACAGCCAAUUCCAACCCACAGAUCCGAGAACUAGCCUGGGAAGGGCUGAAACGUCUAGGAAUGAUUACUCAUCUCUUUGCCAUACCUCUAGCCCAAGGAUUGAUGGACAAGGACCCAAGGGUGAGAAAUAAGGCCUUGAGCCUCAUGGCUGAUACUGGAAUCCCCUCUAAGUCUUCACUCUUAUGCUUGAUCCAGAACCGAGAAACUUUCCGUGAGAUUCAGCAGGAAAUGAUUGGAGAGGAAACCCUGGAUCAUCUGCUGGGAAUGCGGGCAACAGAUCUCCAAAUCCUUCAUGCUCAAGUGGAACAGCGACUGAAUGAAGACUUGACUUUGUCAGCUGAAGAUAAAAAGCCUUCUUUUUCUUUAUAUGUUUCAAAGGUUUCUGAACUUAAGCCUCAUGAAAGGCAACCUUCCAUAGUUCCUGAAGAACCUGAAGUGGCCACCAAGCCCAGCAAAGGCCAAAGAAGGGGCCGACCAGGGGGCAAAAGGCAUACCCGAAAAUUGUUGCGGAGUCUCAAGAAGAUAAAAGAGGGAGACUCAAAACAGAUUAGCACAGAGCCAGGUCUGUUAGAGGGUGAAAGUGAUCAGAGUGAAGCAGCACCAAUUGAGGUGGAGGAUACAGCCAUUGAUUCCAGAGGGUCUUCACCCCUAAGUAUGAUAAAGAGUUCAAAAGAGACUGUACACCCUGUAGAGAAAGAGUCUUCAAAGGAUCAUGUUAUGUUGACCCUGAAGAUGCUGAGGAAAAUACGUGACAAAAAGGGCAAGAAAAUUACCGAUCAGAAACCCAUUAAGAGGCACAAGAAGAAGAGAAAAGAAGCUGAAGUAAUUGAAGAACCUCAGCCUCCUGUACAGGUGGAACCAAAUGUGAGGAAGAUUAAGACCAGUGGGAGGGGUGCCUCUGGAGCACCUGGCCACAAGGCUGGCAUUGGAGAUGGUUCAUCAUGGCGGGAUGAUCUAUGUCGUCUCAUGACCCUAAGGAUAUCUGGUUCCCAAACAAAAAUGUCAGAAGCUGUAAGCACUGAGGUAGUAACCAUGGCUCAGGAGAUGCUGGCCGAUAGACACCCCAGCUGGGACCUCUUCCAGAAGAUCUGCCCCCUAUUGAAGAAGAAAAGCCAGGACCUGCUUGAGGACCUUGAAUGGGAUGUUGCCUGGCCAGAGGAGAAACCAAUUUUUAUCCAUGAAGAAGCAAUUAGAGAGGACAUGAUAAUCAGAGAUGAGGAAGAAGGAAUACCAGAGAGUCAAGAGCAAGUGCAAGAGAAAGCAGAGGAUAUGCAAGAGGUGGAGCAAACUCGGUUGAUAACAAAAAAAGGCAAGAAAAAGAAAGUUAUUUUUUUAGAAUCAGCUGACUUAAUGAAGGGAAAACGAAAAUCAAGGAAAGAAGAGAAGAAAUUCCCUAAGAAGUUAUCUAAGCAAGAGAGGAAAACAGCCCAGCAGGAAAUAAAAGUGGAUAAAAAAGAGAGGGAAGUGACCAAAGAAGAGAGAGAUGUGAGUGAGGAAGUCAGAGAAAUGGUAGAAGUAGAGGGGAAAGUGAUUGAACAAGAAGCAAGACCAGUUACAGUUGACAGGAAGCUGAUUUGGCAGGAGUGGAGAAAAUCCUGGGAUCAAUGGAAACAGAUCCAAGAUGAGACAGAGAGAUCCUGGGUUGAAUGGAAGCACGAUUGGGACAGGUGGUGUCAUGAACAUGGGAUUGAAGUGGAACUUUUUGCAGAUGAAGAAAAGCUGGAUGGGGAUGAGAGGAAGCUGAGAUGGGAUGAAUGGAGACAGGUCUUGGAGGAGAUUUUGCUUGUCAGGCCCAAGGAGCAACUUUCUGAGGAUGAGGAAGAAUUGGGCAUGGAAGAAGAAUUACCUCAGGAGUGGGAAGAAGAAGAGUUAGUUACAGAAGAGCAGAGAAAUCUCCAAGAAGAAGAGAAACGGGCCUGGGUAGAGAGGAAACAAGCCCAAGCUGAAAGAAAACGAGCCAGAGAAGAGAAGAAACUGGCACAACAAGAAGAAAAACUAGCACAAGAAGAGAGAAAACUGGCCCAAGAAGAAAAAAAACUGGCCCAAGAAUAUGGGAAAAUGGCCAAGGGUAAGGGGAAAAUGGCUCGAGCAGAGAGGAAACUUGCCCAGAAAGAGGAAAAACUGGCACAAAAAGAGGAGAAUAUGAGCCAGGAAGCAGAGAAAUUGGCUCAGAAAAGGAAGAAAGUGGCCAAGAAAUUGGAGGCAUUGGCCCAAGAAGAAGAGAAACUAGCAAAGAAAGUGGGGAAACUGGCUGAGGUAAAAAGAAAACUGGUUCAGGAAAUGGAAAAACUGGCCCAAAGGGAGGAAAAUCUGACAGAGAAGGAAAAUGAGCUGGCCCAGGAAUUGGAGAAACUGGCUCAGGAAGAGGAUGAACUGACUUGGAAAGAAGAACAACUGAAUCAAGAAGAAAAGAAACUGGCUGAGGAAAAGGAGGAACAGAUUCAGGAAGAGAAGAGAUUGAUCUGGCAAGAAGGGGAACUGGAUGAGGAAGAGCAAAAACUGGUUGAAGAAGAAGAGCUGCUGAUCCAGGAAGAGACAAAUCUGGCCCAGGAAAAAAAUAUACCUGAGGCACAGAAAAGACUGUUCCAGAAAAGGGAGCAGUUGACCAAGAACAAGGAAAAAUUGUUUCAGGAAAGGGAAAAAUUGUUCCAGGAUCAGGAGAAACUCAUACAGAACAAGAAGAUACUAGCACAGAAGGAGACAAAUCUGGCUGAGGAAAAGGAGAAUUUGUCUGAGGAGAAGAAAAUCUUGGCUCAUAGAAAAGAGACCCUCCUCCAGAACAAAGAAACCAUCAUCCAGAACAGUGAGAAAUUAGUCCACAUAAAGAAGAAUCUGGAUAACCUUAAGGAGAAACUGUUUCAGGUAGAGGAGAAGCUGAUACAGGAAAAGGAGAUACUUACCCAGAAGAAGAAGAAAUUAAUGUACAUAGAGGAGAAACUGGCCCAAGCAGGGGAAAGUCUGGCUGAAAAACAGGAGAAACUGGCCCAGGAAAAAAUUGAACUAACCAUGGAUAAGAGGGCAGUGUUUCAAGAAAAGAAACCACUCAAAAAUGAGUGGGAUAUUGCUAAAGAAAAAAAAGCAUUGAACAUGGAAAUGAUUAAAUUGGCCGAAGAGAAGAGACUGGCUGAGGAAAAGGAAAAUCUUUUCAGAGAGGAGACUCAAGGCACCCCCACACAGAGACAACUGGCUGAAGGUGAACUAGAAAUAAUUAGGAAGAAAUUGUCCCUAGAGGAGAAGAUACUGGCAUAUGAAGAUAGGAUAUUGGCCACAGAGGACAAGAAUAUUGCCCACAGAAAAUUGGAAUAUGCUAGAGCGGACAGAGUAUAUGCCCAAGAAGAAAGGAAGUUAGUCAGAGCAGUAAUGAGAUUGGCUAAGGAUAUAAGGAAAAUUUCCAAGGAACCAUCAAAAGAAUACAAAAUCUUAAAGGUACUUCAAAAACUAAUCAAAGAAGAAAGGGAACUAACCCAGGAAGAAAUAGCAAUGACAAAGGUAAAAAGGUCACUCUUUGUUAAGGAGAGGAACCUAAGCAAGCACCAGAAAAAACUUGAUAGCAAAGAGUGGGAUUUUUCUGAAAAACAAGUAGAAAUGACCAAAGAUGAGAAAAAACUGGCUCAGAAGCAGAGAAAACUAGCCAAGGAACUGAGACGAUUGGCAAAGAAAGAGGAAAAAGUGGUUGAGAAAGAAAGCAAAUUGGCCAGGGAAGAGAGAGAAGUCAUACAGCAAGAGGAGGGAGCAGUAGAGGAAGAAAAAGUGGUCCCAUUCCCUAAAGCAAGGUGGAGAAAGAGAAAACAGCUAAAGAAAGUUAAAGAUAGACGAAAGGAAGAGUAUCCCAUUCAAGUGGAUGAGGUGGAAAGUGAAGAGAAAUUUUGUGAAGAAAUGGAAAGUCUGUUAGAUGAAAUAGAGCAUGAGAGUUUGUCUGAAGAGGAGGUAGAGGAGAAGAGCAAAAGCGAAGAGGAGGAGGAGGAGGAAGAGGAGGAGAUGGAAGAGGAGGAGGAGGAGGAGAAAGUAAAGGAAGAAGAGGAGGGAGGAGAGGAGGAGAAGGAAGAAGAGCAGGAGGAGGAAAGCAUGAGUGAAGAGGAAGAGGAAAGUUUGAGUGAGGAGGAAGUGGAAAGUUUGAGUGAGGAGGAGGUGGAAAGUUUGAGUGAGGAGGAGGUGGAAAGUUUGAGUGAGGAGGAGGUGGAAAGUUUGAGUGAGGAGGAGGAGGAGGAGGAAGAGGAAGAGGAGAUAAGCAUAUCUGCAGAAGAAGGGGUCAAGGGAAAAGAGAUCUUAAAAAAAGAAGAGGAACUAUUUAAGUUACAAGAAGAAAGAAGAGAAGACCUAAGAGUAAGGGAAACAGUUCCUUUUGUAGGAAAAGGAGUCUCUGAGGUCAAAGGCAGUGGUAUCAAACUGGGAGUCCUAAAAAAAAGCCCCUCCAAGAAAAUGAUCUCAAUAGCUCUGGGGAGGGAAGAGAUGAGGCCAAUGCCAGUGGUGAUGAAACAAAUAUCCUGGGAAGACGAGAAGGCCACAGUACUUGAGAUGCCCAGGAUAGUCUCAGAGAAAAAGUUUUGGGAUAAACAAAAAGAACUGUUGGAGAAAUUUAAGCCCUUAUCUCUACAAGUUUUUGAUACAGUUUUGGAGUCCCAGGAGCAGGACAUAAAGACCCCAGUCAUGUCCCGCAUAGUUGGGAAAACCAUGGAAGCUCAGAAACUCCAAUAUAAACCACCAGAUGUCAGUUGGAAGUGGGUUUUGGAACGUCAUAAAUCUCCAAAGAGGUGGACUGAUGUACAUUUACCUGUCCCCCAAAUGCUAACUGAAAAACAAUAUUCAGAGGUAAGUCUCUCAGAUGUAGAGUGGAUCCACCAUGUUCUAGAACAGAUGGAAGCAGGAGAGCAACUUUCCAGGGAGAGUUUCCACAGACUGUGCCAGCUUCUCAAAGAUCUCACCUCAAAGGGAAACUUAGAGUGGCUGCAUCUAGCUAAACUUCAAACCAUCGUGCAGCAUCAUGUACAGGCCCUGGAAUCACGAGGCACAGGUACCCCAAAACCAAGUAAGGAUAUUAUAGGUCCAAAACACCUGAAAGUGAUCCCUCCUAUAAAAGGAGAGGAAAAGAAGCACUGGCUAAAACCUUUGCCUUUUCCCACACCAAAGUCUCCAUUAGCUACCAACAGGAUUCCAGAUGCAAAGACUGUAGAUGUAGAUAUUUUAGGAGAGGCCUAUAGAAGGGGGAAGGCACAGCAGAUAUCCAGUGCUGUCAGGGAGAUGGAGAUGCAACAUUUGUAUCCUACCACAAGAGACAUUUUCACAGGUGCUCAUGCACAAACCCAACCACUGAUACUUCAAAAGGAUCUCUGGACUUUAAAGGGUAAAAGCAGGUUUCUCAAAUUGCCUAAGUUGGAGAAGAAGGCACAGCCCAUCACUAAAAAAAGGGAAGCGGUGCCUAAAUGGGAGACAUUUGUGGCAGUGUACCAUGUUUUGCGGAUGUUGCAGCAGCAAUGUGCAAAAGACAGCAUUGCUUGGAUGGAACAUUUCUACCAGCUCAUGGACCUGUACCAACUUAAGUCCCCCCGUAUCCAGAAGCUAUUACAGGAUCUACUACUGAGAGAGGAGCCCCAACCUCAAGCAGUCAUCUACAAAGAGGCCCUAAAGGCUGUGGAACUAGUUCCUGGGGAGCGGUUGUUCUACUGCUUUUGCUGUGGUGGUUCUCACACUCCUGGAGAUCCUCUUAAGUUCCAGGAGGUGGUGUCACUCCCAGGGCAGAACAAUGUACGCACCAUCCUUCCCAUGGGCAUCGCCCAGUAUGGGCUCUUGGAGCUUGCCUGGAAGAGCCUACCACAAGCUGAGAGUCACCUUAGCAAAAAAUUGCCUCACAUUCUCGCUCCUAUCCUCUAA